Penicillium atrosanguineum is the source of this 1350-nucleotide messenger RNA. Its product is annotated as lipase family protein. NCBI's taxonomy places the organism in Eukaryota, Fungi, Ascomycota, Eurotiomycetes, Eurotiales, Aspergillaceae. The record is from RefSeq and is a predicted model, not a curated record. Gene Ontology annotation, biological process: lipid metabolic process. The coding region runs from base 1 to 1350 and encodes 449 amino acids. The transcript is spliced from 2 exons.
AUGUGGCCAGUCGUGAUUCUAUCGCAUGACCUCCAAUGGCGCGUGACAUCAUUACCUAAUCGCCCCAGGUUCCCCGGAUUCCGCAACCGAAAUCAGGGAACUCUCCUUAAUACGCCUUCCAAGAUGUAUCGCUUGCAUAUGUUGCUUUUGUAUUUUCUACCCUGGCUUGAAUUGGCCAUGGGGAGAAAUGAUACUGGGCACAUCUCAAGCGAGCUGUUCAACUCACUGGAGGAGUUGUCACGGAUAGUAGACAUCUCCUACUGUGUGAGCACCACUGGCAUCCAGGAGCCGUUUCAGUGCCUGAGCCACUGCGCCGAAUUCCCUAACCUGGAAUUGGUCACAACAUGGAGCACCGGGAUUCUUCUCUCUGACUCCUGUGGCUAUAUCGCGGUAUCCCACUCGCCGGGCCCCAAGCGCAUUAUCGCUGCGUUCCGUGGGACAUAUUCAAUCGCAAACACGAUCAUAGAUCUCUCUGCAGUUCCACAAUCCUAUGUGCCCUAUUUCGGAGAUGGAGACCAAAGGGAAGAGCGUCUGACCGCCAACCCAGGCCCUUCUACGCCACGAUGUGAAAAUUGCACCGUUCACGCCGGGUUUUUAAAGUCAUGGAUUAACACCCGUUCCGUUGUCCUGCCCCACUUGCUCGAAGCGAGAGAUAAGCAUCCCGACUAUGAAGUGACUCUGGUGGGGCAUUCUCUCGGAGGUGCCGUGGCAGCGCUAGCGGGUCUAGAAAUGCGCCUCAAAGGUUGGAAUCCGGAAGUUACCACCUUCGGAGAGCCGAUGGUCGGCAACGCCGAUUUUGCGGGUUUCCUUGAUUCUCAAUUCGAACUAGGGAACUACACCAAGCCCACAGCAAACCCUGAGGCCCGGCGAUUCCGAAGGGUCACUCAUAUCGAUGACCCGGUACCUCUUCUUCCACUCCGAGAAUGGGGUUAUGCGCCCCAUUCAGGGGAGGUAUACAUUUCCAAUCCGGAUCUUUCUCCUACAAUUGAAGAUGUUCAUCUUUGCGUUGGUAACGAGGACCCUCAAUGCAUUGCAGGAUCAGAUACACCCUCUACGCUCAGCAAUAUGCUUCAGGAUGCUAACAUCCCCUUGAACAUCUUUAACUCACACCCGGAUCCCUGCCCUGAAUCCGAGGAUGUACUUGUCAUUCAUCCUGGCGAGCAGGAUGUGCUAGCGAAGCAGAAGCCUGCAAACUGUGUAUCUCGUGAUGAGACAAGAGCGUUAUACGCUCGCCGCUGGAGUUGGUCCCUGAUCCCGGCAAGAUAUCGUCUUUGGGAGCUGUUCUAUGCCCACCGUGACUAUUUUUGGCGCAUUGGAUUGUGUGUACCUGGCGGAGAUCCGACUGGAUAG